AUGAUAUGUUGCUUGUUAAUUGAUAAUGUUUGCGGCAAAUGGUGGUUAUUGAGUCAGUACAACAUGUCUGCCGUUGACGAGCCGUAUAUAAUCUGCGACCACAUCCCAGGUCUGGAUCGGACCCAACGACACUUCUGUCGACGGCACCCGACGGUCAUACACGCGAUCGCCUCUGGGGUACGGCUAGCUAUUGGCGAGUGUCAGCACCGGUUCCGUCACCACCGCUGGAAUUGCAGCACAAACCCGAGGGAUGUGACACUGUUUGGCCGCCACGUGCUGUCCGCCCUGAGCCGCGAGACAGCAUUCAUAUACGCCAUUACCAGCGCCGGUGUUGCGCACUCAAUCACCCGGUGGUGCAGCGCCGGCCUACUGGCCAACUGCGCGUGCGAUCCUACUCGAGUGGGCGGCCAUCGGGCGCGCGACCCUUCCGGACAGUUUACGUGGGGCGGGUGUUCUCAAUACGUCCGGUACGGCACGGUAUUCGCCCGCCAGUUCAUUGACCGACAAGACAGGCGGGUCAGGGACGCCAACGCGUUGAUGAAUUUGCAUAAUAAUCAUGUGGGACGACAGAUGGUGGUCAAAACCGUGCGACUAGUGUGCAAGUGUCACGGAGUGAGCGCCUCGUGUCUGGCGCGCACGUGUUGGCGCACUGUCGGUGAUUUUAGAGCAGUUAGUCGGGCUUUGAUGGCCAGGUAUACGAGCGCACGGCGUGUGAAUGUACUGCAGACAAGGGAUAGGAUUCAUGGCCUGAGAAAAACUCGUGGCACAAGGCGUUGGAGGGCCGCGACUGCACAGCAAACAAACAAUCAGUUAAUAUAUUUUGAUCCGUCGCCCGACUAUUGCAAUGUUGGUCAUAAAUAUGCGUUUAGCGGCACAGAGGGCCGGGUAUGCAACCGCACGGCAACUGCCGGCGCGUCCGACUCGUGCGAUAUCAUGUGCUGCGGCAGCGGAUACCGUACCCGACGGCUAACCGUGCGAUACGAGUGCGGCUGUAGGUUCUACUGGUGCUGUCGUGUCAAGUGUCUGGAGUGUAAGAAAACAUUAACAAUUAAUACGUGCAAAAGUGGCUGA
Medioppia subpectinata is the source of this 1071-nucleotide messenger RNA. The record is from the annotation of a GenBank genome assembly. NCBI's taxonomy places the organism in Eukaryota, Metazoa, Arthropoda, Arachnida, Sarcoptiformes, Oppiidae.